Mus pahari (shrew mouse) is the source of this 4343-nucleotide messenger RNA. It is a transcript of the gene Baalc, whose product is annotated as BAALC binder of MAP3K1 and KLF4. Bases 251 to 688 code for a protein of 145 amino acids. The transcript has 3 exons. Gene Ontology annotation, cellular component: cytoplasm. The record is from RefSeq and is a predicted model, not a curated record. NCBI's taxonomy places the organism in Eukaryota, Metazoa, Chordata, Mammalia, Rodentia, Muridae.
GGGACUGGCGGCUGGGCGGUGGGAGAGGCGAGGUUGAGGGGAGCUGGGCAAGGAAAGUGGAGAGGAGGAGGGCCUUGGAGACAGAGAGGAGGGGCCCCGGGAGCCCGGCGCUGGCAGCGACUCUGGCGGUAAGGGGACCAAUGUCGCUGCCGCCGCCUCCUCCUCGGGGGCCGGAGCUGCGUCGCCCCGGCUGAGCAGCAGCCGCAACCGCAAGCCGAGCGGCCGCCCGGUGCGCCCGCAACACGGGAGGAUGGGCUGCGGCGGGAGCCGAGCCGAUGCCAUCGAGCCCCGCUACUACGAGAGUUGGACCCGGGAGACGGAAUCCACCUGGCUCACCUACACCGACUCGGACGCGCUGCCCAGCGCCGCAGCCACGGACAGCGGCCCCGAGGCGGGCGGCCUGCACGCGGGUGUGCUGGAAGACGGACUGUCCUCUAACGGGGUGCUCCGACCUGCAGCCCCGGGUGGAAUAGCCAACCCAGAGAAGAAGACGAACUGUGGGACCCAAUGUCCCAACUCACAGAGCCUCAGCUCAGGCCCUCUGACCCAGAAACAGAAUGGCCUCUGGGCCACAGAGGCUAAGAGGGACGCUAAGCGGAUGUCUGCAAGAGAAGUGGCUAUUAAUGUUACAGAGAAUAUUCGGCAGAUGGACAGAAGUAAAAGGGUCACCAAGAACUGCAUCAAUUAGCAGUGCCUGGGUGUGGAAGCAGAUGAACUUCUUGGUGGAGUCUAGUCAAAGAAUCCUGAAGAAGUAGGUGCCACUCAAUGAACGUGGAUGCCUCUGAGUGACACACGGCCACCCACGCUGUGACGACCAUCUUGGUUUCCUGUUUAAUCACAUAUAGAAAAUACAUCGAAAAGUCCUGAAAUAUGUUCACAGAUUGCCAAAAUGUGGUUUGUCUUUUUCCCCUCUGCAGCUUCCGUAGCAUGGUCUGCUGUAGCCAUGGUGAGUGGCAUGGAAAGGCUGGAGUAACGGAAUCCCUGUCAAGGAGUGCACACUAGGGCAGAGCUUUCUCAGUGUGUGGUUGUGGACAAGCACCUUCUUUCCUCCUUUCUUUUUAAAUAUGGCCACCACAAAGUUUACUGUUUUCACUUAAGAGCUGGCUCCCAGCCGACUCUAAAUCCAGAAAUACAAGACUCCAAAAACCAGAGAGACUCAGAAUGAGCUGAAUCAGUCCCCGGUUCACGUGUGGACUCCCUGGGGCCUACUCGGUGUCUUUGAGAGGUGUCUGUGACACACACACACACACACACACACACACACACACCUGCUCCUCCUCUACCUGGAAAGGACUCCCAGGCUGGCAUCCAGGCAUUGGCUUCCAAACCAGAAUGUCACAUGUCUGUGGCCUUUGCACCCUUUGGGACCUAGCUUCAUGUUGCUUUCCCCCAUAGCUUUCCAGUUCCCUAUUGUUCUUGUGGGCUUUGUGCCUCCAGUCAGGUCGUUUGCAGCUGGAAAGUGACACAUGGUGGCACACGUGAUACCCCUUUGGCCUUUCUGUACACAGCCCCAAGGACCAUGUUAUUUUGGUAUCUGCAGAGUAAUUAGUUUGGAAAGCUAGAGGCUGGUUGAUGUACAUCCCUGCUGACAUAGUCUCACAAGGCACUCACUGUAUUGCAAAAACAAUAUUGCUUUGAUAGGAACCCUUCCCCAGCAUUCCUAAACACACCUUCCUGCAGAGUAUGACACAGCACGCAUUUGAAAGGACUGUUCACAUGCUUGGGCUUACUAAGGUAUAGUCCAAGUCAUAUCAAACUGUACCAACAAACUCACAUCUAGCAGCAAUAGCAGCCUGGUGACACGCUUAUGUGACAGUUCAAGAGAAGUCACCUAAGCGGAUUAAGAUGCAGAUGCUCACUGCUGUCCCUGACUUACUUCUCCAACACAGAUAGAACUAUAGACUAUAUGUUUAUUAGUGUUACAAUUCACUGCCAACCUUGUGCCAGCUACAGUAACAGUCGCAGAGGGAUUUGGAGCCUGGCAGUCACAACUGGACUUCUGACUCUGUGGGGAGGCUUGAGACUCAGGAGACUGACAUGGACCCUGUGGCACAAGACCAAUUAUUGCAGUGGAAUCUCACAUUUAGGUAUAGGUAGCUUUCUGUCAGUCACAGAUGUAUGUCUUCUCUUUUGCCGUGUACACCAGUUUUCCCCAACCUCUCUCAUCUUGACUCCUUGUCAAAGGGCUUUUAGGGAACUUCAUGUUCUGACAAUUUAACUAAUAAAACAAAAGCAAGCCCCGUGACUCCUGUGUCCUCCAUGGCAUUGCUGGGCAGGAGUCCUUCCACAGGGUUGGCCAUGGGUUCAAUCCUGCAAGCUCAAGGGCUUGCUCUCCAGGGCAUGUACGCUGUGUUUUGACACGCUGCUUCCUCAGUUGAUGCUAUCAGCCAUGGGCUAAGGCUGGCUUCUCUUCCCAACUCUGUGUUUGUCUCAGCUCAUUGGAAUUUAGCAUCUGGAAAAGUUGUCUCGGCAAAUACAGAAACCCGUUUUCACUCUGCGAGGAGAAGGAACGGAGGGAGGGCCUGUGAUCUGGCACACCAUUGAAAUUUCCAUCUGGGCAAUUUUUAAACGUGUGUUUAAAGCAGGAGCUGACUCUUACUAUCCUAGUGGGAUAACACUUUCCAUUCCGAAGUUUGUGUCAAUAAAGUCAUUAAUUUCAAACAUAUGUGGAUGGUUACAGAGGCUCUUUACUGGAACCUUAAAUCUGUAUGCGCAGCUGGUUAGAAUUUUUUUUAAAUAAAGGCGUUUUAUGUAAGUCAAACAGCCUCAUGAAUUAGGUGAACUAGAUAUGGGGGCUGCAAUUAGCUCUAACUUACACCUACAGAUGGAGUUAUAGCUUUCUAGCCAGGAAUUGGCGACCUGGGAUGCCAGAUAGGAAUGUCAACCAAUGAUCAGUGCUUCCUCACUAUUCCCGUACCUGACUCAGAAUGUCCAGCAUAGUUGAAACAGCUAUCUAGAGGGAGAACUGUCUCGUAUCCCGAAACUGAGCCAACCUCAAGCUUAGGAGGACAGGGGAUGAUUGGAAAGGGAUGCGAUUAGAGAGCUGGGGCCAGCCUGGGCUCACUUAGCCUUCUGGACAGGGUAAGCCUGGCCUUGUAUGAGAAGGCUCUCUGGGUUGAGGUCAGGAAAGAAGUUCAUAAUUGAGGGAAGACAUAAACCGUCCUUAUAAUAAGUGUCUGUGCCUAAAGAGUAGGAAUUGAGGGCUACUUAGGUUGCAGCCAAUGCCCCGCGUUCAUAACAUGUUCCUCUAACUGCCCAUGUCCCCAGUGCACUCAGACCUAUUUGACCUACUAACCUCCAUUUGUGGCUACUCCCCAGUGUCACAGAAAGACCUCUCCUCCAUAUCUGUUCCUCUAAGCAGGGUCUCCAAGGACCCUGUUUUGCUGAAGUCAGAUCAAAGGCAUGGUUUAUUCAGCUGUCAUGCUGUACAAACAUUGGAAUUUUAUGUACAUAGAUCCUGCAGGCACCCCUCACUGGGAACUCCAUAUACACUCUUCCCUUCUCUGCCAACCAUACAUUGAUUUAUAAUGAACACUGCGCUUGUGAGUCCCCUUUUCCUCCUGCUGCUUAGAAUGUGGAGGGAAAAGCCGCAGCCAUACUGGUCCAUUGGGCUGUCACGUGGCCUUGGCAGUGGAGCGACCAAGCUAUUUGAAGCUAUGCCAAACUGAGCAACAAGUUGGAAGAGGCUGGGGUUCCUGCUUCUAUGCAACCUCCCUGAGCCUAGAACUGUACAUACUUAGACAUAGCCCAUCUGUGACCAAGAAAUAUACAUUUGAUUUAUUUAAUCUACUCUUAUAGGUUGCAAUUCAUCAGCAAACCUAAUUCAUUUUCUUUUGAAGAACUGGAAGGUCUUUGUCCCUGGCCCCUUGAUACCAAGUUUGCUGGAGCUGAUGUCUGCAUAUCUAGAACUGGUGCCUGCAGAUCAGUGUGACUUACAUAUAGUAACUCCGCCUUUGUCGCCUGCCUGAGAUGCAUGACUGUGCAACCCCUCUCCAAAUAUCUGGUUUUCUUGUUCUUAUAAGGGCCUUUCAAAUACAGAUUGUCCCUCAUAGUUUCCACAAGUCUGGGAAGUAGCUAAUCUUGGGGAAUUUUUCUGAGGAGGUAAGUUGUAAGUAUGAUCCAGUAGCUAAAAGUAUGCAGUUAUUCAUUUUCAUGUACUAUAUUUAUUAAAAAGUUUCGAUGUGCCAGAAAUUGGAAAUUAUUGCAUCUGUCUUUCUGUCUGUCUGUCUGUCUGUCUGUCUGUCUAUUUAUUGUUUUUGUUGUUCUACUAAAAUAUUAUCUCCUCAAGGGCAAGGGCCAUGUCUACUUUAUUGCCAAUUUCUAGUACAUUAAAGCUUUUUAAA